AUGGCGUCCGGCCCUGAUAAUCAGCCUGAGCUCGGGUCAGAUAUUUCAGACUGGGAGAUCGAAGAAGGUCUCCCGCAAUUUGAAGACCAAUUCAUACAAAAGUAUUUCCAAGGCCGCGAAGCCCUUAUAGAUCAAGAGAAAUCUCAGCGGAGUGAUGCAGCUUUCCGCCAAUCUCUCACACCACUAGCCACCGAAGCGUGUGCAAUAGUAUCGCGGAUAUUGGUCGAGGAACAUCGGACUAUUUGGACCGGCGAGUUUCAAGAUGACCUUGCUCGGCAGGAAGGCGUCAACUUACAUCCAGGAAUGAUGUUUGCGCUUGCCCGGGACACAAUGGAGAAAACGAAAUCUUGGCGAAUAGUGAAAAAAAUGCCAAAAGGAGCCUUGUUGCAUGCGCAUCAGGACGCUAUGAUCGAUGUGGACUGGCUCAUUGAUGAAUUGCUUGGGACAGAAGGAAUGGCUAUGCUGGCAGAAGAGGCGUUGUGUGGUCCAACAGCGAGGGCGCACGGAAAGGUGGUUUUCCGUUACUCAAAAGGAUCACUAGCGACCGCUUCAUCGAUUUGGAGCGAAGAAUACCAACCAUCUCAUCCUGUUUCCAUGAAAGAGGCUGCUGGGAGCUUUCCUGAUGGUGCUACAGAUGGUUUUAAGGCCUGGCUAAAAGCCAGGUGCACCAUCACCCCGGAAGAAUCCAUCAAGCAUCAUCACGGACUUGAUGCCGUCUGGAAGAAAUUCACAAGCUGCUUUCCACUACUAGACUCAAUGGAGUAUUAUGAACCUAUACUGCGGGCGUCUAUGCAACGUCUUCUACGACAAAUCGUGGGUGAUGGCUUGAGUUGGGUAGAUUUUCGAUGCACAUUCGCAGCCGAUUUCAGAUUAGAGGGUUGUGAAGAACCGUCUAAAGGUCCCGAUGAUCUUGUUCGCAUCUUCAGCGAAGAGCUGAAGAAAUUCAAGGCUACCGAGGACGGAAGAAAUUUCUGGGGAUAUCGAUUCAUAUGGACAAGUUUACGAUCCUGGAGCAAAAAGAAAAUUGUGGAUCACAUGAAGCAAUGCAUCCUCAUGAAGAAGGCCUAUCCUGAGCUCAUCGCUGGCUAUGAUGUUGUCGGACAAGAAGAUAUGGGGAGAUCACUGGCAGAUCUUACACCCGAACUAUUCUGGUUCAAGAAGCGCUGCUUCGAGAACGGGGUUGAUAUUCCGUAUUUCUUUCACGGAGGCGAAUGUCUGGGAGACGGCGAUGAAACGGACCAAAACCUCUUUGAUGCCAUACUCCUUGGGACCCGAAGGAUUGGCCAUGGAUUUUCGCUAUACAAGCAUCCUCUCUUGCUGGAGAUGGUCAAGACAAAAAAGAUACUCAUAGAAUCGUGCCCAAUCUCAAACGAAGUAUUGCGCCUCACAAGCUCCAUCAAAUCACAUCCUUUACCAGCCCUUUUGGCUCGAGGCGUCCCCUGCGCUCUCUCGAAUGACGACCCAGCUGUCUUAGGGCAAAGGGAAAACGGUGUGACGGACGACUUUUGGCAGGCAUUGCAGGGGUGGGAGAAUCUUGGCCUGGCUGGGCUUGGUUCUCUUGCGGAGAACAGUGUACGCUGGGCAGCACAUGAGGAUCAAACAACGAAGGAAUGGACUGAAGACAUCAAGAAAGGAGUUUAUGGCGAAGGGAUACGGGCUUCGAGGCUAAGGGAAUGGCAUAUGGAAUUCAACAGAUUUUGCGAGUGGAUCUUGUUAGAAUUUGCUCUUGACUACGGAGGCGAUGAAGACUAG
Letharia columbiana is the source of this 1752-nucleotide messenger RNA. RefSeq lists its product as uncharacterized. The transcript has 2 exons. The record is from RefSeq and is a predicted model, not a curated record. Bases 1 to 1752 code for a protein of 583 amino acids. Gene Ontology annotation, biological process: inosine biosynthetic process; adenosine catabolic process. NCBI's taxonomy places the organism in Eukaryota, Fungi, Ascomycota, Lecanoromycetes, Lecanorales, Parmeliaceae. Gene Ontology annotation, molecular function: adenosine deaminase activity.